AUGAGAUUGAAAAUGACACCUCAGAAUAUUCCUGAGGAAGAACUAUCCUGUGACGUGGAAAUGGAAGGAUUUGCAAGAGAGGGUUCCCAUCUUUCCAUUCUAGGUAAUAAUCGGGACUGUAAGAACCGGGAGGGACAUUUGAGGCAGUCAGCUUUAACUCAGGAGAAACCAGGGACUCAGGAAAUAAUUUGUGAAUAUUCUGGACUUGGGGAGCGUUUGGGUGCAAGUUCAGACCUUCUGCCAUCUAAGAGAGUUCCUACAAAUGGUUUUCAUAUACGUGACUCAGAUGUUAAAAGUUUGGAUUGCGACCCAGCUUUACACAGUUGUGCAAAAAAUUAUGUAGCUAAGAGAACUAGUGACAGUGAUGCUUGUGGAAGAGCCUUCGACCAUUCUGGCGAGGUUUUUCAACUUGGAAGAGAUCAAACAAGAGAGAAAUCCUAUAAAUACCCUGAAAGUGUUAAAUCUUUCAAUCAUUUUACUCCUCUUGGUGAACCAAAAGUACUGAAAAAGGGGAAGAAACUGUAUGAAGGUAAGGAUUUGGGGGACAUCUUUACCCUGAGUUCAUCUCUUAAUGAAAACAGGAGGAGUCACCUUGGAGAGAAACUGUAUAAAUGCAGUGAAUGUGGCAAAUGCUUCAAACGGAACUCUUCUCUUGUUUUGCAUCACCGAACUCACACUGGAGAGAAACCUUAUACCUGUACUGAAUGUGGAAAAUCAUUCUCCAAAAACUACAACCUGAUUGUGCAUCAAAGAAUCCAUACAGGAGAGAAGCCCUAUAAAUGCAAUAAAUGUGGGAAAGCCUUCAGUGAUGGGUCAGCUCUCACACAACACCAGAGAAUUCACACUGGGGAAAAACCUUAUGAAUGUCUAGAAUGUGGGAAAACCUUCAACCGAAAUUCAUCACUGAUUUUGCAUCAAAGAACUCAUACAGGGGAAAAACCAUAUAGAUGUAAUGAGUGUGGGAAACCUUUCACCGACAUCUCCCACCUCACCGUGCAUCUCAGAAUCCACACUGGGGAGAAGCCCUAUGAAUGUAGCAAAUGCGGAAAGGCUUUCCGGGAUGGCUCAUACCUUACCCAGCAUGAGAGGACUCACACUGGAGAGAAGCCCUUUGAAUGUGUGGAGUGCGGGAAGUCCUUCAACCGAAACUCUCACCUCAUUGUGCAUCAAAAAAUUCACUCUGGGGAGAAACCUUAUGAAUGUAAAGAGUGUGGGAAAACUUUCAUUGAGAGUGCUUACCUCAUCAGGCACCAGAGGAUUCAUACUGGUGAGAAGCCCUAUGGCUGUAACCAGUGUCAGAAACUUUUCAGGAACAUUGCUGGCCUCAUCCGGCACCAGAGGACUCAUACUGGUGAGAAGCCCUACGAGUGUAAUCAGUGUGGUAAAGCUUUCAGAGACAGUUCCUGUCUGACCAAGCACCAGAGAAUUCACACAAAGGAGACCCCAUACCAGUGUCCUGAAUGUGGAAAGUCCUUCAAGCAGAACUCUCACUUGGCGGUACAUCAGAGACUCCACAGCAGGGAGGGUCCCAGCCAGUGUCCUCAGUGUGGGAAAACGUUCAGAAGGAGCUCGUCCCUCAUCCGACAUCAAAGAAAACACUCUGGAGAGCAGCCCAUGGAAACAUAA
Molecule: messenger RNA, 1626 nt
Organism: Puma concolor (puma)
Lineage: Eukaryota; Metazoa; Chordata; Mammalia; Carnivora; Felidae
Source: RefSeq, a predicted model, not a curated record